Messenger RNA from Leucoraja erinaceus (little skate), 5846 nucleotides. RefSeq names its product zinc finger protein 217 (gene znf217). Gene Ontology annotation, biological process: regulation of DNA-templated transcription. NCBI's taxonomy places the organism in Eukaryota, Metazoa, Chordata, Chondrichthyes, Rajiformes, Rajidae. Gene Ontology annotation, cellular component: nucleus. The record is from RefSeq and is a predicted model, not a curated record. Gene Ontology annotation, molecular function: RNA polymerase II cis-regulatory region sequence-specific DNA binding; DNA-binding transcription factor activity, RNA polymerase II-specific.
UGAGGGAGCGCGCUCCCGGGCCGGCGUGAACGCGCGGCAGGGGGGGAGACACGUGAACCCAGGCGUUGAGUGAGUGAGUGAGGGAGGCGGUGCGAGCAGCGCUGGAGUGGUAAAGGCAGAAUAUUACACGGCGCAGGGAGCAGCGAGUAACUGCAGCACUGGCAGCGCAAGGUAGGAGGGGAGGCAAGCGGAGUAAAUAAAUAAUGAGAUAGCUUGGAAUAAAGGGCUUCAGGGAAUGAGUCCAAACAUCACAGGAGAAGCAGCAUUUGGAACUUCUACAUCAUUAAGUGCAAGGAAAGGGACAAGCCAGGUGCUCCAGCUUGAAAUCGAAGCUCUAAGGCUUUGUAUUGUCUCAAUGUGAUGAGAAUACAAUAUCACGACGACCAAGAAAGAACAUCUGAAGAAGAGCUUAUGCCUUGGUUUACUGACCAGCCACAUGAAUUUGUGGUAAAGCCCACAGAGAGCGUAAUAAUGAAAACAUCUGGUGUCCAAGACGACGAUGUAAACUCAACGCUCGAUUUUUCGGAUGCAAAAAAUUCGUUUGAACACCACUGUUCAAUUUGUGAUCAAUACUUUCCUUUUAGCAGUCUUUUGGCACAACACAUGACCAUGCACACAAAUAAAAAGCGAUUUAACUGUCCCUUCUGCAACCAUAAAACAUCUCAAAAAGCCCAUUUGAAAAUUCACCUCCGAAAGCACAAACUAGACCAUUUACAAGGAGAAAAAACGGCAAGGAAUAAGGCCAACUUGUCACCCAUAAAUUUUGAAAUAGCAAAUACGGUGUCUGGUGGUAUCGCGACUAAUGAGACCGGUGUGACUGAGAUUGAUGUUAAACCGGUAAACGGUGUUACUUUGUCCCUUGAGAGCUUGGAAGGAAAGGUAGUCCAAGCUGAAGCGUGCCCACCUCUCCCGUGUAUGUUCUGCAAAAAAAGCUUUCAACACUCAGAUGAUCUCCAUCACCAUGUGGUCAUUCAGCACAAGCCUACACUCUGUGAGCCAGCAGUCCUUCGAGUAGAGGAAGGUUUGAGCCCCGUUGAAGAGGAGCAUGUCGCUGUAAGUUCUCCAGAACAGGAGGCAAUGGAUGAAAAUGAUGAUGGUGAGCUUAGCUGCAAAGUUUGUGGCCUGUCCUGUGAGAGUGCUUUGAAUCUGGAAACUCACAUGAGGAAACACAAGGAUUCCUUUACCUAUGGCUGCAAUGUAUGUGGCCGGCGUUUUAAGGAGCCUUGGUUUCUAAAGAACCACAUGAGGACACAUUCGAGUAAAGCCAAGGGGAAAUCGCAGCAGGAUCCAGAGGGUCCUGCAACGAUCAAUAAUGUUGCUAUGCAGGAGCCAAUUUUGGGAAACGUUGCUUCUCCCUACAAAAUGUGCAUGGUGUGCGGAUUUCUUUUCCCUAACAAAGACAGCUUAAAGGAACACAGCAAAGUUCACAACAAAGAUUUGACGGAGAAGAUGGACGAUCCCUCCAUAAAUCCAGAACCCGCUCUGUCGCAGGAUGGAUUCCUACAGAUGCUGAAUUUGAGUCCUUUCCUGUCGCAAAAUUGUAACAAAUCUGCGAAGCUGGGGAAAUGGAUACCUGAGCUUGAUCCCUUCAACACCUACCAAGCUUGGCAGCUGGCCACCAAAGGGAAAGUGGCAGUAGGUCGAGAGAAUGUGAAAGAUCCAGGGCAAAUAGCAAACUCUGAGAAUGAGGAGGAACCAUCGGACAAAGAGGAUUCCAGUGAACAAUGGGUCAUGGAUAAAGCCAAUCAGGGUACGACCUUGGAGAAUCCUGACAAGGCUAAAAUGAAGCACAACGGCGUAGGGCAGAAUGGGUCGCCUCCAUUGGGAGAAGUGGAUGUUGAUCCCAAAUUAUCUCAGAACAAACUUAAACCAACCAACUGCACAGUAUGUGGUAAGAUAUUCAGAACCUACCAUCAGUUAGUGCUGCACUCCAGAGUACACAGGAAAGGCAGGAAAAGUGUGGAGAAUCCACCAAGUUCAGUUGAUGGUAGUGAUCCUGGCACUCAGUCGAUAGACUCUAACACAGGGGUGGAAGACCGCAGCCCAGGGACUGACAAGCCUGAGGAAGGCUCUGAAGAGGGCUCAGAAGAUGGAGGACUAGGCGAAGGACCUUCAUCAGAUCGUAGCGAGGAUGGCUCAGAACGAGGAAGAAGCAGAGAGUCUGGCUCAUCUGGUGAAUGCAGUUACUGUGGAAAGUCUUUCCGCUCAAACUAUUACCUUAAUAUUCAUCUCAGGAUUCACACAGGUGAAAAACCCCAUCGAUGCCCCCUCUGUGACUAUGCUGCAGCUCAGAAAACCUCACUUAAGUAUCACUUGGAACGGCAUCACAAGGGUGAGCAGAAAAGGACUGAAGAAAAGAAUGAGCCGCUGAAGAAUUCAUUGACAUCUCCAAAAUUGGAAGUAGCACCAAAAGAAAAUGAUGAAUCUGUUCAGGAAUCUCUUCAAGACUCCAAGAGGUUCUUUACAGAUUCUUUGGGCGGUGCCAAAGAUUUAGAUGCGAACAUUCCUCGGGGGAAUCAGAAAAGGAUUAUUUCGUCUACUAGUCCAAUUUUUCAAAAUGCCGAGUUUUCAAAUACGAGUAGAGAAUUCCCGGACCUGAAGAUCCAUCAUGGUCGACGAAUCUUCUGCAGUGCACUGUUGCCAAUGUCGCCAAUGUCUCAUGCUGAGAAAUUAAUGGAUGAAAAGUUGAUAGUUGAGUUACAGAGAUGUAACUCUGAUGCAAAGGCUAUUAUCGAACUUGACGAUUCCAAUGUUCUGGAGGAAAGCUCAAUGGAGGAACUUGCAGAAAACUAUACACAACAGAACAAUGCUAGAAGUAUGAAGGUGGAUCCCAUUCCUAUAAAUGACCAAUGUUAUAUUAGUACUAGACGUAACAGGGAGGACUACUGUGAUAAAUAUGAAUUCAGUUUAUUGGAAAAGCCUUUGAAUCUUUGUACCACAAUAUAUCGGCAAAGCCUGUGCAGCGCUGGUAGUCCUCAGGGAAAUGUAUCUACCUCAUUUUCCAAGAGUGCCUUACUGAGCAAUGUGUGCCCAUUUUGUACCUACAGAACUUUGUACCCAGAGGUCUUAGUGAUGCACCAAAGGUUGGUACACAAAUAUAUUCCUGAACCGAGUUCGAUAAAUGGAUUUCGAAAUGCUUUUCAUAGUGGGUCACUUAAAAGCAGACGCACUGGAUGCCCUCCUGCACUAUUAGGUCAAGAUGUUUCUUCUUUGCUUGCCACCAAAGAAAUGAGCAAAAGUUUUUCUCGUCGGACCAAGUCGCCAUUACCAGCAGCUCCAACCGAUGCUUCUGACUUGCUACCUGGAAAGGCAAAAUUAUCAUCUUCCUCACACCAGUCCCUGUGCAAUAAUCUCCUUCCCUCUGCAGCAGAAGCUAGAUCUUCCAGUGACUUUAAUGCCUUCAAGAUGACCCAGAGUCCUAACAUGCAACUUGAAAGCUAUGGAUCUAUACAUUCUGAAACAAGGCAGAUGCCAGAGAUGGUGCAAAAAGUAGAAAGGAAUGGUUCUUCAGAAGCUGGUACCAGUAAGAGAAAUGUGUCUGAAAAGUCUGGUACUAAAUUGGACUAUGAAUCUGAAGGACCCAGGGGACAUUUGUUUAGAUAUGAUGGUCAUUGGGCUCCCAAUGUUAGCAAAAUGUGUCUUACUAAUAUAUCUGAGAAUCAGGGAGGUUUGGACUCACAUGAGCCUACAGCUAAAAGAAUGAAAAUAAAUAGUCCUUUAAGAAAUGAUCAGCUUUCAUUUGGAAUAAGGAGGAGUGUUCAAGGAAGAAAUAUAAAAUUAUCUCAGGAGAUGUCCCCUCUUCAGGCAAGAAGCACAGGGAUAUCGGCUAAGCCAGGAUCAGCCUUGGAUUCAAAUGGAAUUGAUUCUCGUUGGAAUGUAUUGAAAAUUUUGAAUUCCUACAACCCACAAGAUCUCGCUUCACUGUACAGCACGUGUGGACCCAGUAACAGUAGAGAUACUAAUAUUGCUCAAGAAGGGAAGAGGUCGCUCCAAUAUCUACAACAUUCUAACAGUUCGUCACAAAAGCGGAGCAUUAAUCACACUCUUGGUGGAUCUUUAGACAAAGAGUACAUGACCCAUUGAAGCCUGUUAAUGGAAGAUCUGUUGAACGCUGUGAAUGGGAUACUCCUGCAUCAAAACUGAAGGUUCAAAAGGGGUGUCAGCUGGUCCACUGGUGAAAUCUAAUCACAUUCGAAGUACAGAAUGCACAUCCAAUAAGCUGUGAUUUGUACAUGUAUAGAACACUACUAUUCCAUUUAUUCUGGAUUGCAUUUUUUAUUCAUGCCUAAAAAUGUAAUCAGAGACUAUAUAAAUAUAUAUAAAAUUGCUUUGUAUUCCAUUUUGAUUCUGAACUUGAAAUUGUACCAUUUCUAAUUAAAAAUUAUCAAGUGUUUCUGUUUUUGCAAUAACUAUAUUGAUUACUUGGCACUAGUGUAUGGGCCAUCAAUUCUGGAAUGUUGGGCUCUUUUUGUUUUGAAAGAUCUUUCAAGCAGAGAACAGAUUUUUGGUACCUGAAGUUUAAUAUUUCUGGGAAAUUGUGUAACUCUUACUGAGGCUUUUCUUCUACGUUGGAAAAUUGAGCAAUAAAUUGUAUAACCUGUGGUAAUGCUUCAAGCUUCGGUCUUCCAACUCUUUUUGUAUACUAUCUAGUCUUGGGUGGAACAGCUGUGGCAAGCAAUACUUAACAUUGUUUAGUUCAUUUUAUAUUUGGGUGUGACAUUAAGUCUUAGUUUGGUUAAAUUGCACCAACAGUGUAUCUAGAGGCUGUAUGAGAGGUCCAAGCAAUCACAAAUUAUGGUUGCACUGUGCCCUGCAAAAGUGCAGCAUUUGAUAAUCAAUAGUGAAAAUGUGUGUGAAUCUGGUAGACAAACUAAAAUGCAUUGUAUUGAUCUGAAACGUGGAAGCUACUCAAAAAUCAUACUCAAGCGUGCAACAAAAACCCCAAUCUUAUUGGAUCUAAUGUUCAAAGUUAUUUUGCACACAAUGACAGAAUAUCAGUAUAGAAAUUUAGUGUAAAAUGAAGUUUGAUUUUGUAUGAUUUGAAUUACUUUGUGUUUUGACUAUAUAAAUGGUUUCUUUAGCCCUACUCAAUUUCAGACCAUGUUUCCACGUAUCCAUGAUUUUAAGCAGUUCAUUAAGGUGGUGCAGAAUGAUGAACCCUUGACUUCCCUCAUGGCUCAGUUAAAAUGAUGUAUAAUUAUCAACAAAACUGCACCGUGGACUACCUUGUCAUGACUUUUUCUCGCAAGGAUAAUUAUUCCAGCAUCUAGACUCUUGGAUAAAUUGUAUAAAACCAGCUAAUUGUAUCCAAAUUGUGGGCUCCUUGGACCUUCCCUUUACCUAGGUGACACAUUGGAUUAUUACAACGUAAUGGGUCAGGGAUUGAACCAAUAUGUCACACAAGUUAUUAGUUUCAAAGAUUGCAACAAAAAAUAACUCUUGACUGGAAAUGUAAAACUGAGCAUGAUUAAAUACUUUUACAAUGAACAAAAUUGGUAUCCUGAAGAGGAAUGGAAAGAUUUUAAUUGAAAAAGCCUGGAUUGCAUGAACAUCUUUUUGUUGAGGGAACCUACUAAUUAUACUGCUGAUUCUACCUGAUUUUUUUUUUUGGUGCUUCUUUAAAGUAAAAUCUUAAUUUGCUGAACACUGUUUAAAAUUCUACUAAUGCUGAGUGUUCAUCUCAUUUUCCAAAAAUUAAGUCUUGCUCAGUAGACAUUGGGGAUAAUGGGACUCAUCAUUUGAAUAUUUCCGAUUAUUGUAUUGGGUGAAUUUAGUUUAACUUUGAAAUAACUGAAGGUAUUGCUGUAUAACGGUGCUCUGCUUUGAAUAAAGAUUUAUUGACCAGU